Diaporthe citri is the source of this 1617-nucleotide messenger RNA. RefSeq lists its product as uncharacterized. The transcript has 4 exons. The record is from RefSeq and is a predicted model, not a curated record. Lineage: Eukaryota; Fungi; Ascomycota; Sordariomycetes; Diaporthales; Diaporthaceae. The coding region runs from base 1 to 1617 and encodes 538 amino acids.
AUGUCUGAAACGAGACCUAUCACUUUCGGAGUCGAGUUCGAGUUCAUUGUCCCGCAAGCAGCGGGGGAUGAUUCGCACCCGCAUGAUCAGCGCUGGUAUGAGACGAAGAAGUAUGACCGAAACUAUCUUGAUGCUAUGUGCCCCAGAGUUGUGGAUUUCUUGAGGGGCACUGUCCCGAUUGUUGAAGACGAAAACUACAAGACUUCAUUAUACACCGCACAACAGCGAGGAAUCACUCUCCAGCCGGGGCAUGCGAUCCCGUAUUCAUACUUCUGGAAAACCUCGUUUGAUGGAUCUGUCCAAGCAAGGCCGGAAGAGGAUGUCGUUGGGAACUACAGCUAUAGGCAGCACUCUGUAGAAGUGUCUUCCCGUGUCCUGCGCGAGGACGAGUUCGAUGAGGUUGCUUCGGUCUACCGCCAGCUUCGCGCAUCCAUGCGGAUCAACUUGAACAGUUCUUGCAGCUUCCACGUCCACGUUGUAAUGCACUCUUUCCUUCCAUCCGGCGUUCUUUCGGAUGGCCUCCAGGGUUCCCUGAGAGGAAUCUGGAGCGCCACCUCGGUCCUUGACCUCCGAGAGCAGCUCCUCGUGCAAUGGGGCGGCGACGAUGGUGACUAUUACGUGCGCGGCGCCUUCAAUGUUCGUGAAAUCGAUGAAGAAGACAUACUCGGCGAGCCGUGUGUCACAAGCACUGCUGAGUUCCGCUAUUCCCACGCUUCGGGGGACGCAGAGCGGGACCAUUGUUUCGUGCGCAUUUCAUCUAUUGCCACAACUGUCUCGGCGGCAUGUGACAGAGAGGACCUUAAGGAGUUGGCCAUUCAGUAUGUUGAUGCCCAGGCGACCGGCAGCGGCGUUGAGGAUAUGCCGCCAUUCAUCGAUGUUGCAACUUACAUGGAAAAUGGCCAGCCAAUGGACGUCCGGACCGGCAUCCUGACCCAGUCCCUCAACAUCGACCACAACAGAAGCAUCCACGACACCGUCCAGUGUGCCACCUUCACGGAGCUCAUCGUCAACGACCCCGAUCACCCGUACGUCAUCGGCACGAGGAUCCUCUACACCGACGACGGCGAGAUCUCGUACAUGGAGUCGAUCGUGACCGACCAGGGCGACUGGCUCUUCAACGCGACGGGCUACCUCUACUGGAACUCGAUCGAGAACUGGGACCCCAUCCCGGUGGAGCAGCAGGACACGCGCGCCGUGAUCAAGGCCGGCGGCGACGCCUACUUCGACCGCUUCAACAACGUCAGCGUCGAGGUCCCCUGGGGCACGACGUGCGCGCGGCUCGAGGGCGGCGCCUACACCGGCGAGAGCAACCCCUCCGGCGAGACCUGCACCAUCGGCGGCCUGCCCAGCAGCAUCAAGAUCCCCUACCGCCGCUACAUCGUCGACGAGGAGUACGGGGCCGUGGAUUUGUUUGUGGGCUUCCCCGGGCUGGACCGGACCAUCCCAGACCAGGCGAUGCCGGACAGUCACCUGUUUAGGGUCGAAGGUGGACGCAUCAAGUACAUCCACACUGUCUCUUCGUGUGUCAACGCGGGAUGCGGGCUUAAUUCGACCGGGAAUGGGACGGCUCUGGGAAGGAGGAAUGUGAACUACAAUCACCGUCCCGUGCGGUUGUGA